Exophiala aquamarina CBS 119918 is the source of this 1650-nucleotide messenger RNA. RefSeq lists its product as uncharacterized. Gene Ontology annotation, biological process: fungal-type cell wall (1->3)-beta-D-glucan biosynthetic process. The record is from RefSeq and is a predicted model, not a curated record. Lineage: Eukaryota; Fungi; Ascomycota; Eurotiomycetes; Chaetothyriales; Herpotrichiellaceae. The transcript is spliced from 5 exons. Gene Ontology annotation, cellular component: cytoplasm; fungal-type cell wall. Gene Ontology annotation, molecular function: 1,3-beta-glucanosyltransferase activity. The coding region runs from base 1 to 1650 and encodes 549 amino acids.
AUGAAGAAUUUCACUGCUGCUGUCACGGCUGUGGCAGGCGUCGCACUCUUUGCAGAGGCUGUUUAUGCUCAACUGCCCCCUAUUGUCAUCAAGGGCUCCAAAUUCUUCUAUGAAAACAAUGGCACCCAAUUUUACAUGAAAGGCGUGGCCUAUCAAGAGGAGUUCCUAGGAAAUGGCAGCACCUCCACCACCAACGGCUCAGACAACUAUGUAGAUCCUCUUGCCGACGCUGCCAAAUGCCAAAGAGACAUCCCAUUCCUCAAGGAGUUGGGCACCAACACCAUUCGUGUCUAUGCCAUUGACCCCACCGCAAAUCACGACGAAUGCAUGCAAAUGCUCACAGAUGCUGGCAUCUAUGUUAUCGCCGAUUUGUCCUCUCCUGGCAAUUCCAUCAUUCGAGACUCCCCCACAUGGAAUGACGACUUGUAUGCACGCUACACCUCCGUCAUCGAUGUCAUGGCCAACUACACCAACACCAUGGGUUUCUUUGCUGGUAAUGAGGUGUCCAACAACGCCACCAACACCGAUGCAAGCGCCUUUGUCAAAGCUGCCGUUCGGGAUAUGAAGGCAUAUAUCAAGCAACAAAACUACCGCGCCAUUGGUGUUGGAUAUGCCACAAAUGAUGAUGCCGAGAUCCGGGAAGACCUGGCCAAUUACUUCGACUGCGGUGACCGUGAAGAUGCCAUUGACUUCUGGGGGUACAACAUCUAUUCGUGGUGUGGCAACUCCAGUUUCCAGGAAUCAGGCUUCGAUGUUCGCACCCAGGAAUUCGAGAACUACAAUGUCCCUGUCUUCUUCGCCGAAUAUGGUUGCAACGAGGUUCAACCCCGUAGAUUCACCGAGGUCGAGGCUCUAUAUGGACCUGAUAUGAAUGGAGUUUGGUCUGGUGGCAUUGUCUACAUGUACUUCCAGGAAGCCAAUGAUUACGGUCUCGUCACCAUUGAUGGAAAUUCCGUCAGCACUUUGGCUGAUUUCAACUUCCUCGCCACUCAAAUCGCCAAUGCCAAUCCCACCGGUGUCAACUCGGCCAGCUAUAACCCUACCAACACUGCUGCUGCUCAGUGCCCGGAUGUCAACAGUGCCUGGCAGGCGUCAUCUGAGCUUCCACCUACACCCAACCAGGAGCUCUGUGAAUGCAUGUUCGCCGCCUUGACCUGUGCGCCCAACAAUGUCGAUACCGAGGAGAUUGGUGAUCUCUUCGGUGUGGUUUGCGGUCUGUCCGAUGGUGUCUGCGACGGUAUCACGGCCAAUGGCACAUCUGGUACUUAUGGCGCUUAUGGCAUGUGCAAUCCAACCCAGCAGCUCGGAUGGGCUCUCAACACCUACUAUGAGAGCCAACGAUCCAGUGGCAAUGGAGCCAAUGCAUGCGACUUCUCCGGAUCAGCCACGAUUCAGACUCCAGUUACUCCAACUGGAACUUGCCAGCAGCUCAUCCAACAAGCCGGUAGUGGCGGCACUGGAACAGUCACCUCAGCACCCAGCGGUACCGGAGGUUCCGGAUCUGGUGGCUCCGGAUCUGGCUCCGGAGGUAGCUCCAGCUCCAACGCAGGCGUUCCCGGAUUCUCCAGUCCAAUUUACAUGGGCUUCAUGGAAGUUGCAUUGUGCCUCUCAAUCGCGGUAGUGUCUGGUGCGGGAAUGAUCUUGUUGUAA